AUGGACAUCUCCACCUCGCACGUGUUUGACUUCCCAAUGCCACCAUCUGCGCCCGCAUCGCCAAGAUCAAAUCGACCGUCAAUGCCGCGACGCCACACGAUAGUGCUCAAGGCAGAGGCCGAUGAUGUAUCAGGCCCUCCAGCGCCCGCGCGAGCACCUCCGCCGAUACCAAAACAGUGCGAAGAGAUUAUCUUUCGCAACCCCUGGCUGCAGGACCGGCCUGUUAUAAAUGAGUCAAUAUCGGCCAUGUUCCACCCUGUGAUGCAUCUUAACAGCGCCCCAGAAUCAAAGUUCAGCGUUGACAGCUCUUGCUGGGGCGAAGAUCACCGUCGCGACUCAUUGGCUCUGGACGAACCUCGACAGUCGCAAUCGAGCAGCUGCGCUGCCGAGUGCGCAACCUCAGCAGGCGACUCAGUCACGAACGAUCCGCGAAUGAGGUCACACAGCCACACGACAGAUUACGACGUAGAAGACGAGAUGUUCUUCAGCACAAUGCAAGCCUUGCUCACAAUGCCACCGCCACCAGUCGAUGAAGAUCUGACCCCGACCGAGACGCUGCCGAUCCUAGCGCCUGCCAGGUCGGAUUUUGUUGAAGGUCUCAAAUUUGUGCUCUCUGGAAUGAGUCCAGCUGCGAGUGGCUGGCCUUGUCCGUGA
This is a messenger RNA of Fulvia fulva, 654 nucleotides long. RefSeq lists its product as uncharacterized. The transcript has a single exon. Lineage: Eukaryota; Fungi; Ascomycota; Dothideomycetes; Mycosphaerellales; Mycosphaerellaceae. The coding region runs from base 1 to 654 and encodes 217 amino acids. The record is from RefSeq and is a predicted model, not a curated record.